AUGGUGGUUGUGGUUGGAACUUUAGUUUUUGUGAAUGGAACAGUGGCUGUUGUGGUUGCAUCUGUAGUUGUGGUUGUAAUUGGAACUGUAGUUGUGGUUGCCGGAACUGUGGGUUGUUGUGGUUUUGUGGUUGGAACCGUAGUUGUGGUGGUUGGAAGUGUGGUUCUGGUUGCUGGAAUUAUAGUUGUGGUGGUUGGAACUGUAGUUGUGGUGGUUGGAACUGUAGUUGUGGUUGCUGGAACCGUAGUUGUUGUGGUUGCUGGAACCGUAGUUGUUGUGGUUGGAACUGUGGUUGCUGUGGUUGAAAAGUGUGGUUGCUCUAGUUGGAACCAUGGUGGUUGUGGUUGUAGUUGGAACUGUAGUUGUGGUUUCUGGAACUGUAGCUGUGGUUGUUGGAACUGUGGUUGUUGUGGUUUUGUGGUUGGAACCGUAGUUGUGGUGGUUGGAAGUGUGGUUCUGGUUGCUGGAAUUAUAGUUGUGGUGGUUGGAACUGUAGUUGUGGUGGUUGGAACUGUAGUUGUGGUUGCUGGAACUGUAGUUGUUGUAGUUGAAACUGUGGUUGAUGUGGUUUCAUCUGUAGUUUUUGUGGUUGGAAAUGUAUUUGUGGUGGUUGGAAUUGUUGUGGUUGGAACUGUAGUUGUGGUGGUUGGAAGUGUGGUUGAUGAUGCUGGAACGGUAGUUAUGGUUGCUGGAACUGUAGUUGUAGUUGAAACUGUGGUUGCAUCUGUAGUUGUUGUGGUUGGAAAUGUACUUGUGGUGGUUGGAAGUGUGGUUGCUCUAGUUGGAACCAUGGUAGUUGUGGUUGUAGUUGGAACUGUAGUUGUGGUUGUAGUUGGAACUGUAGUUGUGGUUGCUGGAACUGUAGAUGUGGUUGCUGGAACUGGAGUUGUUGUUGUUGGAAAUGUGGUUGAUGUGGUUGGAACUGUAGUUGUUGAUGUUGGAACCAUGGUGGUUGUGGUUGUAGUUGGAACUGUACUUGUAGUGGUUGGAACAGUGGUUGCUGUGGUUGGAACAGUGGUGGUUGUCGAUAGAACUGUGGUUGUUGUGGUUGAAGUUGUUUGUUCAUUACUGUUGCUUUCUUGA
Molecule: messenger RNA, 1083 nt
Organism: Knipowitschia caucasica
Lineage: Eukaryota; Metazoa; Chordata; Actinopteri; Gobiiformes; Gobiidae
Source: the annotation of a GenBank genome assembly